Neoarthrinium moseri is the source of this 558-nucleotide messenger RNA. RefSeq lists its product as uncharacterized. Bases 1 to 558 code for a protein of 185 amino acids. Gene Ontology annotation, cellular component: ribosome; cytosolic large ribosomal subunit. Gene Ontology annotation, biological process: cytoplasmic translation. Gene Ontology annotation, molecular function: structural constituent of ribosome. The record is from RefSeq and is a predicted model, not a curated record. NCBI's taxonomy places the organism in Eukaryota, Fungi, Ascomycota, Sordariomycetes, Amphisphaeriales, Apiosporaceae. The transcript has 4 exons.
AUGGUUCGAUACGCCGCCACAGAGAUCGCCCCCGCGAAGUCGGCCCGCGCCCGCGGUGCCUACCUGCGUGUCUCGUUCAAGAACACCCGCGAGACCGCCCAGGCCAUCAACGGCUGGAAGCUCGCCCGUGCCGUCAAGUUCCUCGAGAACGUCCAGACCAAGACCGAGGCCGUCCCCAUGCGCCGAUACGCCGGCAGCACUGGCCGCACCGCCCAAGGCAAGCAGUUCGGUGUCUCCCGUGCUCGAUGGCCCGUCAAGUCCGCCGAGUUCCUGCUCGGUCUCCUGAAGAACGCCGAGUCCAACGCUGACGCCAAGGGUCUCGACACCUCCAACCUCAUCGUCAAGCACAUCCAGGUCAACCAGGCCCCCAAGCAGCGCAGACGUACUUACCGUGCCCACGGUCGUAUCAACCCCUACAUGUCGAACCCCUGCCACAUCGAGCUCAUCCUGACCGAGGGUGAGGAGGUUGUCCAGAAGUCUGAGGAUGUUGUCGGCCGUGAGCACUUGAGCUCGAGACAACGAGGUGCUGCCCGCCGCAAGGCCCUCACUGCCGCAUAA